AUGGAAGAGCUACAGAAGGACAGUGGGCAACCAUCAAACGGCUCUGAUUCUGAACCAGAAGCUAUGGAAUUGGAUGACAACGGAGCGGGAAAAUCCCAUAGCAUGGACAGAAACAGGGAUUCUCCUAUAGAUGUCGAUGAAGGCCAGUCAUCUAUGGAUGUGGAUAUUAAGGGAAAAUCAUCCCUCAAUGAUGAUGUUAAUGGAAAGUCUUCUUCUGAGCCAUGUUCCAAUGCUCCAAUUGACAUGAGUGUGGAAAGCCGAGAGAAGUUUUGCAAAGAAGCGUCAAGGUCCUUCUUUGAUGAAGUUGGUCUGAUUAGCCAUCAGAUAAAUUCCUACAAUGAGUUUGUCUCGCAUGGGCUCCAGGAGCUUUUUGAUUCGCUGGGGGAAGUGAUUGUUGAACCUGCUAUGAUCCUUCAAAGAAAGGAUCAGGUUUAUUCUUUGGAGAAAAGUGACAAAUCUAAAACAGGAAAUUAUGGUUUUGUUCAAAAAAGGGACUUCAUGAAUGAAACUCAUUGGAUAUUUAUUGGCCUCCUUCCGGUUAUGGUGAAAUCAAACUUAUGUUUGUUGCAUAGUCUCAAGGAAAGUGAGUGCCUGUUCGAUGUAGGUGGAUACUUUUUGGUCAAGGGAAUGGAGAAGGUAUUCAUUGCUCAAGAGCAAAGAUGUCUAAAGAGGCUUUGGAUUAGUGAUCGUCCUUGCUGGAUUAUCUCUUUUAUGUCUGAAAUGAAGAGUAGACGUAUAUAUAUUAAACUAGUUGAAUCUACAAGGAAUGAAGAUUUCAGUGGGAGCAAAAUCAUUUCCAUUUCCUUUUUGUAUGCGACAAUGCCAAUUUGGUUGUUGUUCUUUGCACUUGGAAUAUCAUCAGAUAAGGAAGCCUUUGAUGUGAUUGAUAUGCAAGAUUAUAAAGCUCGUCAAUAUGUUGAUGAGUUGGUAAAAAGUUCGAGAUUUCCUCCAGCGGAGUCCUUUGAUGACUAUAUUGCUAGGUUUCUCUUUGCUGAUAUUAGUGGAAAUAGAAACAAAGCACUUUUCUUAGGGUACAUGGUGAAAUGUCUGCUAAUGGCUUUUACUGGGAAGCGUAAAUGUGAUAAUAAGGAUGACUUCAGGAACAAGAGGCUGGACCUACCUGGUGAAUUGCUUGGAAGGGAACUUAGGGCACAUCUUAGGCUGGCAGAGAGACGCAUGGUUAAGGCCAUUCAAAGAGAUUUGAAUAGUGACCGUGAGUUACAAGAUCUUGAACGUUAUAUAGAUGCAUCGAUUGUUACUAAUGGUCUAAAUCGUGCCUUUUCCACUGGUUCUUGGUGCCAUCCCUACAAAAGAGCUGAACGGUGCUCAGGAAUUGUUGCGACUCUAAGGAGAACUAAUCCUCUUCAAAUGAUGUCUGACUUGAGGAAAACCCGGCAGCGGGUUGCUUAUGCUGGGAAAGCUGGUGAUGCAAGAUAUCCGAAUCCAUCCUAUUGGGGAAAGCUGUGUUUUAUGUCCACUCCGGAUGGUGAAAACUGUGGACUUGUAAAAAAUCUAGCUGUUACUACUAUUGUUAGCUCAAGGGUGGUGCAGCCCUUGAUUGAGAGCUUCGUUUCUUGUGGAAUGAGUAAGCUGAAUGACAUUCCUACUGAGCACAUUCAAAGAAUGGAUAAGAUCUUUUUGAAUGGCAAUUGGGUGGGAUCUUGUAAAGAUUCAGCUUCAUUUGUAUUUCGAUUGAGGUGCAUGAGACGCAGCAAUCUGAUUGAUCCUCAGGUUGAAAUUAAAAGGGACAAGCACCACAAGGAGGUUCGGACACCUUGCCUUGGAGAUAAGUUUUCCAGCAUGCAUGGCCAAAAAGGUGUUGUUGGUUUUCUAGAAUCUCAAGAGAACUUCCCAUUUACUCACAAAGGUAUAGUCCCGGAUAUUGUGAUAAAUCCACAUGCCUUCCCAACACGUCAAACUCCCGGACAGCUGCUUGAAGCUGCUCUGGGGAAGGGUAUAGCCUGCAAAGGUACAAUGAGAUAUGCAACACCAUUCACCACAGCAUCAGUUGAUGUUAUUGCAGAACAGUUGCACAGGGCUGGUUAUUCACGAUGGGGAGCCGAGAAUGUUCUAAGUGGCCGAACUGGUGAAAGAAUGCAAUCCUUGGUUUUCAUGGGGCCCACCUUUUACCAGAGGCUGAUUCAUAUGUCUGAAGAUAAGGUGAAAUUCCGUAAUACUGGGCCGGUGCACCCCCUCACGAGGCAGCCUGUUGCCGACAGGAAAAGGUUUGGUGGAGUUAAGUUUGGAGAAAUGGAGCGUGAUUGUCUCCUCGCCCAUGGGUCAGCUGCCAACCUGCAUGAACACCUCUUCAUGCUUAGUGACUUCUCCCAGAUGCACAUCUGCCAGACAUGCGAGCGUGUGGCUAAUUCUUCGGAGAACAUAGUGAGAAUCAAUGUGCCCUAUGGCGCGAAGCUGCUCUACCAGGAACUCUUCAGCAUGGGGAUCUGCCUCAAGUUUGAUACCGAAGUCUGCUAG
Messenger RNA from Miscanthus lutarioriparius, 2475 nucleotides. The record is from the annotation of a GenBank genome assembly. NCBI's taxonomy places the organism in Eukaryota, Viridiplantae, Streptophyta, Magnoliopsida, Poales, Poaceae.